Miniopterus natalensis is the source of this 1610-nucleotide messenger RNA. Its product is annotated as keratin, type II cytoskeletal 75-like. Gene Ontology annotation, biological process: keratinization; intermediate filament organization. The record is from RefSeq and is a predicted model, not a curated record. Gene Ontology annotation, molecular function: structural constituent of skin epidermis. Gene Ontology annotation, cellular component: keratin filament. Lineage: Eukaryota; Metazoa; Chordata; Mammalia; Chiroptera; Miniopteridae.
UUUGAUAUUUUUGCUCCUCUGACCCUCUGGCACCAGCUCCCACCAUGACCCAACGAUCCUCUAUCACCAUCAAGUCAGGAGGCACUCGGAACUUCAGCGCUUCCUCAGCGAACCUCCUCCCAGGCUCCCGGUCCAGCUUCAGCUCGGUCUCCGUGACCCAGGGCGGGAAGAGAUUCGGGGGUGGCUUUGGGGGCGGCUUCGGGACCAGGAGCCUCCAUGGCCUUGGGGGCAGCAAGAGAAUCUCUGUCAGUGGGGGCUACCGCUCCAGCCGGGGCAGCUUCGGCGGCGCUGGCUAUGGGAUGGGCCUUGGCGGCAUAGGGUACAGGGUAGGAGGGAUAAUGCCUGGCUCUGGGGGUAUCCAUGAGGUCACUGUCAACCAGAGCCUCCUGACCCCCCUCCACCUGGAGAUCGAUCCCUCCCUCCAGCGGGUGCGGAAGGAGGAGAAAGAGCAGAUCAAGACUCUCAACAACAAGUUCGCCUCUUUCAUCGACAAGGUGCGGUUCCUGGAGCAGCAGAACAAGGUCCUAGAGACCAAAUGGAGCCUCCUGCAGGAGCAUAAAACCACCAGGGCCAACAUCGAGCCCAUGUUUGAAGCCUACAUCAACAACCUGAGGCGGCAGCUGGACAGCCUGGGCGGGGAGCGGGCGAGGCUGGAGACGGAGCUGAAGAACAUGCAGGACGUGGUGGAGGACUUCAAGAACAAGUAUGAAGAUGAAAUCAACAAGCGCACAGUAGCGGAGAAUGAGUUUGUGGUGCUCAAGAAGGACGUGGAUGCUGCCUACAUGAACAAGGUGGAGCUAGAGGCCAAAGUGGAUGCCUUAAUGGAUGAGAUCAACUUCCUGAGAGCUUUCUAUGAUGCGGAGCUGGCUCAGCUUCAGGACCAGAUCUCUGAGACCUCUGUCAUCCUGUCCAUGGACAACAACCGCAACCUGGACCUGGACAGCAUUAUCGCUGAGGUCAAGGCCCAAUAUGAAGACAUCGCCAACCGCAGCCGGGCCGAGGCUGAGUCCUGGUAUCAGACCAAGUACGAGGAGCUGCAGCAGUCCGCCGGCCGGCACGGGGACGACCUCCGCACCACCAAGAUGGAGAUCUCUGAGCUGAACCGGCUGAUGCACAGGCUGCGCUCUGAGAUCGAUAACCUGAAGAAGCAGUGUGCCGCGCUCCAGGCCGCCAUCGCAGAUGCCGAGCAGCGUGGGGAGCUGGCCCUCAAGGAUGCCAAGCACAAGCUCGCCGAGCUGGAAGACGCCCUGCAGAAGGCCAAGCAGGAAAUGACCAGGCAGCUGCGCGAGUACCAGGAGCUGAUGAACGUCAAGCUGGCCCUGGACAUCGAGAUCGCCACCUACAGGAAGCUGCUGGAGGGGGAGGAGAGCAGACUCACUGGAGAAGGUGUCGGACCCGUGAACAUCUCCGUGGUCUCCUCCUCUGGGGGCACAGGCUACAGCGGGGGCGGCGGCCUCUGUGUAGGCGGGAGCGGCUACAGCAGCGGCCUCUCCUAUGGCAGCGGGAGCGGGGGCUUCAGUUCGACCAGCGGCCGCAACAUGGGCGGCAGCACCUCCAGCAUGCGCAUCAUCUCCAAGACAUCGUCCACCAAGAAGAGUUAUAGGAGCUAA